Naegleria fowleri is the source of this 501-nucleotide messenger RNA. RefSeq lists its product as uncharacterized. NCBI's taxonomy places the organism in Eukaryota, Heterolobosea, Eutetramitea, Acrasida, Naegleriidae. The record is from RefSeq and is a predicted model, not a curated record. Bases 1 to 501 code for a protein of 166 amino acids. The transcript has a single exon.
AUGGCAAAUCAUAUUAGAGAGUCUCAAGCCUGGAAAGAGAGAUGUAUGCAUGAAGACAAGGCUGCUCUUUCCUUCAUCAAUUCCUACAUUCUGGCACGGGAGAUGAGCAACAACUCCCCAGUGUCCAAAGGACCCAACAACAUACCUCCAGGAUUUAAACCAAAGGCGUUGCCUCACUUGCUUGAGCCUAUAGAAAAGAAAUCUCCCUCCUCCAUUAAUAAUAAUAAUAACAAUGGAGACCUAUCGAACCGAUCCAGUAGGGUUUCAGAAGAUGAUUCCCUCUCUGUGCGAUCAUACAAAUCCAAUGCCAGCUCAAUUUCAAAUGGUUCUCGCUCAGGAAGAUCGGACCGCUCAAACAGAAGCUCCGCCCUUGAUGAAGAGAGUAAGAGAAAGAUUGAUAUGCUGGAGAAGAGUCUCAACGAAGAACGAAAAGGACGACUCGAAGUUCAGCAAGAACUCGAAAGUUUGAAACAACUCAUUAAGGAAAACUUGAAAAAGUGA